Molecule: messenger RNA, 2303 nt
Organism: Abrus precatorius (Indian licorice)
Lineage: Eukaryota; Viridiplantae; Streptophyta; Magnoliopsida; Fabales; Fabaceae
Product: T-complex protein 1 subunit epsilon
Exons: 8
Coding region: 209-1831 (540 amino acids)
Biological process (GO): protein folding
Cellular component (GO): chaperonin-containing T-complex
Molecular function (GO): ATP binding; ATP hydrolysis activity; ATP-dependent protein folding chaperone
Source: RefSeq, a predicted model, not a curated record
ACGCAACACAACGAAAGGGAAGGAGUUAGGGCUUAAGACGAGUGCAGUUGUUGCUGCUGCUGUUGUUUCUACACUCUUCACCUUCUUCUCCAAUCGCGAUUGUGACUGAGAAACAAAGGAUCAGAAAUGGCGUUGGCUUUCGACGAGUUCGGAAGGCCUUUCAUAAUCCUAAAGGAACAAGAACAGAAGAGCAGACUCAGAGGUCUCGAUGCUCAGAAAGCCAACAUCUCCGCCGGCAAAGCUGUCGCUCGCAUUCUCCGAACCUCUCUCGGCCCCAAAGGCAUGGACAAGAUGCUUCAGAGUCCCGACGGCGACGUUACCAUCAGUCAGUUCCUCUCUCUCUCUCUCUCUCUCUCUCUCUCUCUCUCUCUCAUUCUCACCGUUACUGUUACCGUUACCGUCUUCCUUUUCCCUUUUUACAGCGAACGAUGGUGCCACAAUUUUGGAGCAGAUGGACGUUGACAACCAAAUUGCGAAGCUCAUGGUUGAGCUUUCGAGGAGUCAGGAUUACGAAAUCGGUGAUGGCACCACUGGUGUUGUUGUCAUGGCUGGAGCACUUCUUGAACAAGCUGAACGACUCCUUGAACGAGGGAUUCACCCUAUUAGGAUCGCUGAGGGUUACGAAAUGGCUUCUAGAAUCGCUUUUGAACAUAUCGAGCGUAUUGCUAACAAAUUUGAAUUUGGACAAACCAAUUUGGAGCCUCUAGUUCAAACUUGCAUGACUACGCUCUCUUCCAAAAUUGUGAAUCGGUGUAAGCGAAGUUUGGCGGAGAUUGCUGUUAAGGCUGUUCUUGCUGUUGCUGAUCUGGAGAGGAAGGAUGUUAAUUUGGAUCUGAUAAAAGUGGAAGGGAAAGUUGGGGGUAAAUUGGAAGAUACCGAGUUAAUCUAUGGAAUCGUUGUUGAUAAGGAUAUGAGCCAUCCUCAAAUGCCUAAGCAAAUUGAAAAUGCUAAAAUUGCUAUCUUGACUUGCCCCUUUGAGCCCCCGAAGCCAAAGACUAAGCAUAAGGUUGAUAUUGAUACAGUGGAGAAGUUCCAGACAUUGAGGUUGCAGGAACAGAAAUAUUUUGAUGAUAUGGUUCAACGAUGCAAGGAUGUGGGUGCAACCCUUGUCAUCUGCCAAUGGGGUUUUGACGAUGAAGCAAAUCAUCUCUUGAUGCACAGGAACUUGCCAGCUGUUAGAUGGGUUGGUGGUGUAGAGUUGGAGUUGAUAGCUAUAGCAACGGGUGGAAGAAUUGUUCCUAGGUUCCAGGAGUUAACUCCAGAAAAGUUGGGUGAGGCUGGUAUGGUACGAGAAAAGUCCUUUGGUACAACGAAAGACCGAAUGCUGUACAUUGAGCAUUGUGCAAACUCAAGAGCUGUAACAAUAUUUAUUCGUGGAGGUAACAAAAUGAUCAUAGAGGAGACAAAGCGUAGCCUUCAUGAUGCCUUGUGUGUGGCUAGGAAUCUUAUCCGCAACAAUUCUAUUGUAUAUGGUGGUGGUUCAGCUGAGAUUUCCUGUUCUAUAGCUGUGGAGGCAGCUGCUGAUAGAUACCCUGGAGUAGAACAGUAUGCUAUUAGAGCAUUUGGGGAUGCUUUGGAGGCCAUCCCUAUGGCCCUUGCUGAAAAUAGUGGCCUCCAACCUAUUGAAACGUUAUCUGCUGUUAAGUCCCAGCAAAUAAAGGAUAAUAACCCUCACUUCGGCAUUGAUUGCAAUGAUGUUGGAACUAAUGACAUGUGUGAACAAAAUGUAUUCGAAACUUUGAUCGGAAAGCAGCAACAGAUCUUACUCGCUACCCAAGUUGUCAAGAUGAUACUGAAAAUUGAUGAUGUCAUAUCCCCAUCCGAUUAUUGAUACUUUUAAACUCAUGUUCUACAUCAGGAUGCUGAAUUGCUGAUAGUAUUUUGUUUCCAUUGGUUUGUUGUAGUUAGAGUCCGUAUGUUCACUCGAAUAUUCAUGUAAGAUUUUGGCACGGUUUUGUAUCGGUGUUGGGUGACUCUUUUUUUGUUUAAUGCAAUUGUUAUGCAAUUUAUAUUGAGGAUUAUGAAUUGUUAUAUUUUAGAUCAUCUAACCUUUGUAGGCUCUGAGGGAAAUUUUGCGGUCUCUUAUUUUGGGCCUUAUAAAAUGAGUUUGACUGGUUGUGCCGCUGAGAGACUGUAGGCCAGGCAACGAAAGUGUAUACGGCUUGGUUUUAUAUUUUUCUUAAGAGUUAUGGCCCUUGAGUACGUUUGACGGGAGUGUACUGUAUUUUAAAAGAAUUCUUGACAAAAUAAUUGGAACCGAUGGCAUUGGUUAAUGACAAAUUAGUAGUAUACUAGUAUUUAGU